AUGGCACCAGAUGACCCGUGUUUUGCAUGGCGCUGUGCCCUGAACCUCUGGCUAUCAGCUGAUCAUUGGGACCUGUAUGGUGGCAGAGGCAAGAGAGUUGUCUGUCGUUCACAUGAAUGGUCUCAUGGCAGAUGUAAGCCUACAGACCCAAUGUUCUUCACCGCAGGUCUAUUUGACUUGGAUUUGCCUUGUCCCUUGCUUUCUGAACAGGGGUGCAAACCUAGGGAAGGCUCCUCUUUGCAACCUCGCUAUUUCCGGGGGCAUUUUGGAAGCGCUGCUCACCUCCCUCCCAGGACUCCCUGCACCUGAUCACCUUUGCGGCUUACCUGCAAAUUUGCAGCCUGCCUGUCCAAAGUGGAACAGACAUUCCGAUAACCGCUGUGUUGUUUUUUUUACCCUCUGUUCAUAUAAUAGCAUUCCUUAGCAUAUUAGCCUAUUUGUACGGAAUUAGUCAGAGAGGUAUUUCUCUCCCCCACCCCCCAAUACUCUUCCUCCACCCACAGCUACGUUACACAAAUAUUUGAAGCCAGGAAUGUUACCUGCAGCAUUUCUGCUCCUUUCACCUGAACAAGUCGCAGCAAAGGAGGCCCAGGAAUAGAAAGGGUGAGGCGCAGGGCGUGGGGAUGAGGAAAGCUGUGGGGAGGGCCCUGCCUGCAGCUGUUUCCAUUUGGAGCUCAAAGAGAUGGAACACGGGGCUGGCAGAACCGAGGAGUGCCUUGUGAUGAGUCAGGCCGCUGGGCCAUCUCGCUCAGUACUGCCGGCACUGACCGGCAGAGGCCUUCCAGGGUUUCGAGCAGGGCGUCUCCCCCCAGCCCUACCUGGAGAAUACCAUUGGGGAUUAUGUUCCCACUGUGCCAGAUGACAGCUGGCUCUCCCAACAUCAUGGCUUAAGGGUUAGGGGCUAUGACCUUGGGCCAGCCACCAUCUUUCAGCCAAGCCAACCUCACAGGGUUGUUUGUCAGAAUGAACUGGGGAGGAAGAGAUCCAUGUACACCACCUUGAGCAGUGUAUAUAAAUGCAAUGCAGUGGUACCUCGGGUUAAGAACUUAAUUCGUUCUGGAGGUCUGUUCUUAACCUGAAACUGUUCUUAACCUAAAGCACCACGUUAGCUAAUGGGGCCUCCCGCUGCCGCCGCGCCGCCAGAGCACGAUUUCUGUUCUCAUCCUGUAACAAAGUUCUUAACCCAAGGUACUAUUUCUGGGUUAGCGGAGUCUGUAACCUGAAGCGUAUGCAACCUGAGGUACCACUGUAAAUAAAGAAACAAACAAACUACAGUGGUACCUCGGGUUACAGACGCUUUAGGUUACAGAAUCCACUAACCCAGAAAUAGUAGCUCAGGUUAAGAACCUUGCUUCAGGAUGAGAACAGAAAUCGCAUGGCAGCAGCAGGAGGCCCCAUUAGCUAAAGUGGUACCUCAGGUUAAGAACUGUUUCAGGUUAAGAACAGACCUCCAGAACCAAUUAAGUUCUUAACCCGAGGUACCACUGUAUUGCUCUUUGCUUCUCGUCAUCUGCCACCUAAGGCUUUUGCCCCAUUCUACCUAACGGUAGGGCCAGUCCUGGGUUGAUGUGGCUCAAGCUGGCCAGAUGCAGAGGAGGACAGGGCUGCUGCGAAUUGGAUUAUAGUGCAUGGGAGAGUCCUUCCAACAGGUGGGUCUUUCCUUCUGGAGAAUCUGUCCCCGAAGCCCUAUGCUGCCUUUUCGGCCUACCUCUCCUUUGAGGGAGAGGCUUUGCAACUGAACCAGCAACUCUUGCCCACAGAUGCCACACAUUUGACACCUCAGGCCGAGCAGACCAGCAACCUGACCUCUGCUGGACUCCAGCACCAUCCCGAAGACGACCAGAAGGUGUACCGCAGUUUCGGGCCCAUCGGUGUCAGGUGACACAAGGAACCAAUAAGGUCCUCUCUGGCCCUAAAGAAAUGCAGGUUCAAGUGGCUUGAGG
Messenger RNA from Podarcis lilfordi (Lilford's wall lizard), 1943 nucleotides. NCBI's taxonomy places the organism in Eukaryota, Metazoa, Chordata, Lepidosauria, Squamata, Lacertidae. The record is from the annotation of a GenBank genome assembly.